This is a messenger RNA of Rana temporaria (common frog), 3445 nucleotides long. It is a transcript of the gene MTREX, whose product is annotated as Mtr4 exosome RNA helicase. Gene Ontology annotation, biological process: RNA catabolic process; maturation of 5.8S rRNA. Gene Ontology annotation, cellular component: nucleus. The record is from RefSeq and is a predicted model, not a curated record. Gene Ontology annotation, molecular function: RNA binding; RNA helicase activity; ATP binding. Bases 129 to 3224 code for a protein of 1031 amino acids. Lineage: Eukaryota; Metazoa; Chordata; Amphibia; Anura; Ranidae. The transcript has 27 exons.
GAGUCACACACAUACGUCAUCACUGUGCGUCUUCCGUUAACGCGUGAGCGGCUGUUUAGAGUCCUGCAGCUGGUGUUGGGGCCUACACUUGUUUGAGAGACUUUGUGUGUUUGGAGAGCUGAGCGGGGAUGGCGGACGAAUUCGGUGAUGAUUUGUUCUGUAUGAUCGACGAGGAGACUCCGGCGGGCAGUAAAACGGCACUACCCGGCCCGACUACCUCCGCUGCUAGAGGGAAGAAAAAAAAGGGCUAUCCAGCAAUUACAGGACCUGCAGCCGUCCCAAAACGUGAAGCCAUCGUUCUUGAUGGACCAGAGGAUUGCAUAUUGGGAAAGAAAUUGAAGCUUGAUUCAGCUGCAGAUGAGAUAAAUCUGGCAGAUUUAAUGCCCAGGAUUAAAGUCCAAGAAGUGGAUACAGUUGAGGCCUGCACACAUGAGGUGGCGUUGCCUGCUGAUGAUGAGUACAUACCUCUUAGACCACGGGUUGGGCAAGCUGCAAAGGAAUAUCCAUUUAUACUUGAUGCUUUUCAGCGAGAGGCUAUUCUGUGCAUGGACAACAACCAGUCUGUCCUCGUUUCUGCCCAUACAUCAGCUGGAAAAACAGUGUGUGCAGAGUAUGCUAUUGCCUUGGCUCUGAGAGAAAAACAGAGAGUCAUUUUUACCAGCCCCAUCAAAGCUUUAAGUAACCAGAAAUAUAGAGAGAUGUACGAAGAAUUUAAUGAUGUUGGCUUAUUGACUGGGGAUGUCACCAUCAACCCUUCAGCCUCCUGCCUUGUAAUGACAACUGAGAUCUUGCGAAGCAUGCUGUACAGAGGUUCGGAGGUAAUGAGAGAAGUUGCCUGGGUCAUUUUUGACGAAAUCCACUACAUGAGAGAUGCAGAAAGAGGAGUCGUGUGGGAAGAAACAAUCAUCCUUCUACCGGAUAAUGUACAUUAUGUCUUUCUGUCUGCCACCAUACCCAACGCCCGGCAGUUUGCAGAAUGGAUCUGCCAUCUGCACAAACAGCCUUGUCAUGUGGUCUAUACGGAUUAUCGCCCGACUCCCCUGCAGCAUUACAUUUUUCCUGCAGGGGGAGAUGGCCUCCAUCUUGUUGUGGAUGAGAAUGGUGAUUUCCGAGAAGACAACUUCAAUACUGCAAUGCAGGUACUAAGGGAUUCUGGGGAGGCCUCCAAGGGAGACCAAAAAGGACGUAGAGGAGGAACAAAAGGACCCUCUAAUGUGUUCAAGAUUGUCAAGAUGAUUAUGGAGCGCAACUUUCAGCCAGUUAUCAUUUUCAGUUUCAGCAAGAAGGAAUGCGAGGCCUAUGCACUGCAAAUGUCCAAGCUGGACUUCAACUCUGAUGAGGAGAAGAAGAUGGUGGAGGAAGUGUUUAAUAACGCCAUAGAUUGUCUGUCAGAUGAGGAUAAGAAGCUUCCACAGGUGGAGCAUGUCCUUCCCCUUCUGAAGCGAGGUAUUGGGAUCCAUCAUGGAGGAUUGCUGCCCAUACUCAAAGAGACCAUCGAGAUUCUAUUCUCAGAAGGUUUGCUAAAGGCUUUGUUUGCAACAGAAACUUUUGCCAUGGGUAUAAACAUGCCAGCCAGGACCGUAUUGUUCACCAGUGCACAGAAAUUUGAUGGGAAAGAUUUUCGUUGGCUCUCCUCGGGCGAGUACAUCCAGAUGUCUGGCCGUGCUGGAAGACGUGGCAUGGAUGAACGAGGAAUUGUGAUUCUUAUGGUUGAUGAAAAAAUGAGCCCAACGGUUGGCAAAAUGCUUCUGAAGGGUACAGCUGAUCCUCUGAACAGUGCUUUCCAUCUCACAUACAACAUGGUGCUGAACCUCCUGCGAGUGGAAGAAAUUAACCCCGAGUACAUGUUGGAGAAAUCUUUCUACCAGUUCCAGCAUUACCGGGCUAUUCCGGGAGUAGCUGAUAAAGUGAAGACAUUAGAGCAGCAGUACAAUGGUAUACAGAUCCCCAAUGAGGAGAGUGUUGUGACGUACUACAAAAUUCGUCAGCAGCUUGCCAAACUUGGCAAGGAGAUUGGAGAAUACAUUCACAAACCCAAGUAUUGCCUGCCAUUUCUGCAGCCAGGGAGGCUAGUUAAGGUUAUGAGUGAAGAGAACGACUUUGGAUGGGGAGUAGUGGUAAACUUUACCAGGAAAUCAAAUGUAAAGCCAAAUACUGGAGACUUGGAUCCAAUCUAUGUGGUGGAAGUUUUGCUAAACUGCAGUAAAGAGAGCCUUAAAAAUUCUGCGACAGAGGCUGCAAAGCCAGCAAUGCCAGAUGAAAAGGGAGAGAUGCAGGUGGUUCCAGUCGUGUUGCAUUUGCUGACAGCAAUCAGCAGCGUUCGCCUGUAUAUUCCAAAGGAUCUUCGGCCUCUGGAUAACAGACAAAGUGUACUUAAGUCUAUCCAGGAGGUUCAGAAGCGUUUCCCCGAUGGCGUGCCUCUACUGGAUCCCAUUGAUGACAUGGGUAUUAAAGAUCAGGGGCUGAAAAAGGUGGUUCAGAAAACUGAGGCAUUUGAGCACCGAAUGUAUUCACACCCGCUCAAUAAUGAUCCUAAUCUAGAGACCCUCUACAAACUCUGUGAGAAAAAGGCCCAGAUUGCAGUAGAUAUCAGAACUGCGAAGCAUGAACUGAAGAAGGCUCGCACAGUGCUACAGAUGGAUGAGCUGAAAUGUCGGAAGCGUGUUCUCAGGCGGAUGGGAUUUGCCAGCUCCUCUGAUGUCAUUGAAAUGAAAGGACGAGUUGCUUGUGAAAUCAGCAGUGCCGAUGAACUCCUCCUCACCGAGAUGAUGUUUAAUGGCCAUUUCAAUGACCUGACAGCGGAACAAGCUACUUCACUGCUCAGCUGCUUUGUGUUCCAGGAGAAUUCCAGCGAAAUGCCCAAACUGACGGAACAACUGGCAGGACCACUGCGCCAUAUGCAGGAAACAGCCCGAAGGAUUGCUAAACUCUCAGCUGAAGCAAAGUUAGAAGUGGAUGAAGAAUUGUAUUUAGCCUCCUUUCGCCCCAACCUGAUGGACGUCGUCUAUACUUGGGCCAAUGGGUCAACAUUUGCUCAAAUUUGUAAAAUGACGGAUGUUUUUGAAGGUAGUAUUAUUCGCUGCAUGAGGCGUCUGGAAGAAUUGAUGCGCCAGAUGUGCCUGGCCGCCAAAGCCAUAGGGAACACAGAGCUGGAGAACAAGUUUGCAGAAGGUAUUACAAAAAUCAAGAGGGACAUUGUCUUUGCUGCCAGCUUGUAUUUGUAGCGGAGAUGAGAUUCAUCGCCAGUUUUGAUCCAACAAAACCUUUUUUUUAAAGUUUGUACAAAUUCAUCCAUGCAAGACCGAUAUUGUUUAUAUAAACCGUUUUAUUGUUUUGGUGUUACAGUGUGCAGAACCAAGCAACGUUCGUGCAUAGCAAUAUUACUUGUUUGUACAUACCAUUACCACACUAUUUUAAUUAAAAAAAAUUUACAAUUUGAAUACCA